Messenger RNA from Ascoidea rubescens DSM 1968, 619 nucleotides. RefSeq names its product 60S ribosomal protein uL14 (gene RPL23A). Gene Ontology annotation, biological process: translation. Gene Ontology annotation, cellular component: ribosome; cytosolic large ribosomal subunit. Gene Ontology annotation, molecular function: structural constituent of ribosome; large ribosomal subunit rRNA binding. The transcript is spliced from 2 exons. The coding region runs from base 1 to 408 and encodes 135 amino acids. The record is from RefSeq and is a predicted model, not a curated record. NCBI's taxonomy places the organism in Eukaryota, Fungi, Ascomycota, Saccharomycetes, Ascoideales, Ascoideaceae.
AUGUCUGGUGCAUCUGGUAAUAAAUAUCGUGUUUCUCUUGGUCUUCCAGUAGGUGCUGUCAUUAAUUGUUGCGACAACACCGGUGCCAGAAACUUGAACAUCAUAUCUGUCAAGGGUUUUGGUGCCAGAUUGAACAGAUUGCCUGCUGCUUCUGUUGGUGAUAUGGUUAUGGCCACCGUUAAAAAGGGUAAACCUGAAUUAAGGAAAAAAGUUAUGCCAGCUAUUGUAGUUCGUCAAGCCAAACCAUGGAGAAGAAAGGAUGGUGUAUUUUUAUACUUUGAAGAUAACGCUGGUGUUAUUGUCAACCCUAAAGGUGAAAUGAAAGGUUCUGCCAUCACUGGUCCAGUUGGUAAAGAAUGUGCUGACUUAUGGCCUCGUAUCGCCUCCAACUCUGGUGUUGUAGUCUAAGUAAUAUUUUUCAGCCCCUCUCUGCGUCCUGAUAGCUCGUAAUAAAUACAUUUCUUCUGUACCAUUCCCCUUCUAUUCAUUAAUCACCUCACUAAAACUUCCUUUAUAACUUUUGCAUUCUGUGAUUAUAUCUGCGUCCCAUUUGGGUAAUACCUCUCGUUAGGGUAACGUCUCCCCUGAUCAAACUCGCUCUUCCUCUUCAAACCCUCUU